Zalophus californianus (California sea lion) is the source of this 3926-nucleotide messenger RNA. RefSeq names its product radial spoke head component 4A (gene RSPH4A). Gene Ontology annotation, cellular component: axoneme; radial spoke. Lineage: Eukaryota; Metazoa; Chordata; Mammalia; Carnivora; Otariidae. The coding region runs from base 256 to 2430 and encodes 724 amino acids. The record is from RefSeq and is a predicted model, not a curated record. The transcript has 6 exons. Gene Ontology annotation, biological process: cilium movement involved in cell motility; axoneme assembly; cilium assembly.
CCUCACCAAAUCACAAACCUAGGAUUUUCAUUUUACUUGGUCUCCUCCCUAGAAUCCUGGCCACAGGUGUGCAUGGUUUCUCUUCCAGGAACCCUUGCCUGAGGUUGCUAUGGAGAUAGGACGCUGCAACUUGCGGAGCCGCCUGGACCCAGAAAUCGCUUAGCCGACCUCAGCAAACCGACUGUUUUGCGUUGCCUCUUUCCAUAUCUGCACUCCCCCCUUCAUCCAGAACUUUGUUUUUUCUUGACUCCUUCCAUGGAAGACUUGACAUCCCCGAAGCAAGAAAAAGAAAACCAAGAACUGGGGGAAGCAGGGCGGCCAUGGGAAGAAAUAGCAGCUUCUUCCCAAGAUCCCGAGUCUGCGUUAUCUGAGCCCCUGGAGUCGGAGCAGUGGCCGGAAACUGGACCCCAACCCAGAAGCAGCCUUCCUCAGAGCCCACUGUCUAGAUCCAGCACUCCUCUGGAUGACCUCCGGGGACCAGGUGCAUCAUCUCCACCUUCCCCUCCUCAGGAGGCCUCUUUCACUCCUUCAACCCUGGCUCUGGCCGGACAGGAGCUUGCGAUCCCGUGGCAGUCAGACAAAACCGCUGUGAAUGUGAAUCCCAAAGCUGGGACACCUCGCUCCCAGCAUUUGGAACUACCCACUAUCUCUGAUAAAGGAGAAUCGACUGCUCCUCAAACAUGCCAAUCAGAGGGAAACACCUUUCAACAGUCUCAGCAAACCAAACGUCUCCUGUAUGGACCAGAAGAUGUGAGCGAUAACAACUCUAAACAAAAAGAGCUGACAUUUAACGUUUUUCAGGAGGAGGACUCAAACAGUAACUAUGAUCUGGAUCAUGCUGAGUCUGGGGUCUCUGAAGUGGCCCCCAGCCUGCUUGAGAUUGCCAUUCAGAGUGCUAAGGCUUACCUACUGAAGACCAGUAGCAAGUCUGGCUUAAAUUUAUAUGAUCAUCUUUCUGAUAUGCUGACCAAGGUCUUAGAUGAGCGUCCUGAAAAUGCUGUGGACAUCAUUGAAAGUAUCAGCCAAGAUGUGAAGAUGGAACAUUUUAGGAAAAAAUUAGAUACACUCCAAAAUGAGAAUGAGAUGCUUCCAAUAUAUGAAAUAGCAGAGAAGCAAAAGGCUCUUUUUCUCAAUGGAAAUUUGGAAGGAGCCGACCAAGAACUGGAAGAUGAAAUAGCAGAAAACUCUCUCCCAAAUGUAAUGGAGUCAGCUUUUUAUUUUGAACAAGCUGGAGUUGGUUUGGGCACCGAUGAGACUUAUCGCAUAUUUCUUGCCCUCAAGCAGCUUACUGACACCCACCCAAUCCAAAGAUGCCGCUUCUGGGGCAAGAUCUUGGGUCUGGAAAUGAAUUACAUUGUAGCGGAAGUAGAAGUCCAUGAGGGAGAAGAUGAAGACGACGUAGAAGACGAAGAUGUAACGGAAGAGAGGGACGAUGGAGACAGCGAAGCUGAUGAAAAUGACGAAGAGGAAUUACCAAGGACAUUUUACAAGACCCCACAGCCUAUACCAAAAGAAGAAAGUAGAACAGGGGCCAACAAAUAUGUGUAUUUUGUUUGCAACGAACCAGGAGGACCAUGGGUGAAGUUACCAUCGGUUACGCCUGCACAAAUUGUUAUUGCAAGAAAGAUCAAAAAGUUUUUCACUGGGCGUUUAGAGACUCCCGUUGUAACCUACCCACCGUUCCCAGGAAAUGAGAGCAAUUACUUACGAGCGCAGAUUGCCAGAAUUUCAGCAGGGACCCAUGUCAGCCCUCUGGGAUUCUAUCAGUUUGGUGAACAGGAAGUAGAGGAGGAGGAAGAGGUAGAAGGCAGGCGAGAAAGCUUUGAAGAAAACCCCGAUUUUGAAGGCAUCCAAGUGACUGAUCUCGUGGAAUCCCUAUCCAACUGGGUUCAUCAUGUCCAACACAUCCUCUCUCAGGGUCGCUGUAAUUGGUUCAACCCCACACAAAAAAGUGAGGAGGAGGAAGAAGAGGAAGACGAAGAAAAAGAAGAAGAAAAAGGAGAAGAGCCUGACUAUAUGGAACAGGAAGUGGGGCCUCCUCUUUUGACACCAAUCUCUGAAGAUUUGGAAAUCCAGAAUAUACCACCUUGGACGACACAGCUGUCCUCAAAUCUCAUUCCUCAAUAUGCUCUUGCAGUCCUGAGAUCCAACCUUUGGCCUGGAGCGUAUGCCGUUUCCAACGGCAAAAAGUUUGAAAAUUUCUACAUAGGCUGGGGUCAUAAAUAUAGUCCAGACAACUAUACACCCCCAGCUCUACCACCAGUUUACCAAGAGUACCCCAGUGGAGCGGAAAUUACAGAAAUGGAUGAUCCUAGUGUGGAAGAAGAGCGGGCUUUCAAAGCCGCACAGGAGCAAGCAGCUGCUCUUCCAGUUGAAGAAAUGGAAGAAACUGAGGAAGAUGAAGAUGAGGAAGAUUAUGACCAAGAAUAGUAUCAGCCCAGUCUUGUGUGAGACUGGUACACAUAUACUGUGUGGACCCGAUUUUACAUAUAUAAUAUGUAGUAUAGAAUUACAUAAAAUUGGCACCUAUUCAUGUGCAAAAUGUCAUUCCUUGAAAAUGUCGUUUGGAAUUUCAUAUGUGCAAUAGCUAAUAUGUACUUCUAGAAAGACACUCGAUGGAUUUUCCAGAGGCUAAAGGACAUGUUCUUAUAUCGUUGUUCUAAUGGCUACAGCUAAUAGAAUAAUGUGUAUUCUUUAAAAAAAAAAAAAAAGUCUUAGGUUUAAUUUCGAAUAUGGCAAACAUGGAAAGAUGUAAUCCACAAAAUCUUCUUGGGGACUUUAAUAUUUGUCAGUGGGUGCUGGGACCAAAAUUAUUGAUAAUCCCUGAAUCAAAGCAUGUAUUUUUAACCAGUCUGUGAUACUAUAUGCAAAUAUUGUGUAUGUAUGUUUGUAUGGGGGGUGGGUUGUUUUUUGUUUUGUUUUGUUGAGGACAGGAUUUAUAAUUCUAUCACCUGCUCAAAGGCUGGGAACACUCAAAAUUUUAACACUUUUACUUGUUACUUCUUAAAAAAUGUUCUCAGCCUGCCUCCUUUAUCCUAUAGAAAUUGGUUUGAUCUGACUGGGGAAAAAUGAUCUGCACACAGAUGGCUAGCCGGGAUAUCCAAAGACUUCAGACUACAGUUUUUCUACUACUGUUUCUCUAAUAAAACUAAUUAUUAUUUCCAUUCACUAAAAAAGUAUUUUUAAGUCCUCUCUGUGCCAGGCACUCUGAGACUACUUAAAAAGUAGACAUUGCUCCUGAAAUCUUAGAGCUUCCAUUCAAGGAGGGGAAUAUGCAAAGAGAAAUAGAAAAUUAGAACAGAUUGCAACUUAGCGGAGGUAUCGUGAUAAAAAUGUCACAGGGUACCAUAGAACAGUGUUUCUCAGUCUGUGAAGUACCAAUUUAAAAAUAAAAAUUGUAACUCAACGCCAUUAUUUUUGUAAAAUAAAGUAUCACAGCAAUUCUAAUUUCUGUAAUUAUCUUGUCAAGGACUGGCAGUCCUCAGAUGACUGAUCUAUCUACACUUUGAAAAACACUGCUAUCAAACACUUAGAAGGUGCAUUUAAUCCAGACAUGAGCCUUGCAGAGAGCACUUCCAAGAGGUGGAGAACUAUGGGUAGAAGGGUCCUAGGCAGGAUCAACUGUUUUUUUGGCAAAGGAUUUUAGGCUGGAAGGAGUAGAACUUUGAGGGUGGUGAGAGAUGCACCUGGAGAGGUUAAGCAGGGCCCAGGUUGUGUGGAAUGUCUGGACUUUAUCCAGGAGCAAUGAAGACUCACCUAGGAAGUCACCAAAUCACAUCUGUAUUUCAAAACAUUUGGUUUACGUGUGGAAGACUGACUGACAGAGGAUCAAGACAGGGAGACCAGUUAGGAGAUUAUUACAUUAUCUAGAUAAAAGGUCAUGGUGGCUUGAAACAAGGUAAAGUAGAAACCUGGUUACCUGUCUG